AUGGCAAAGAGAAAGGUGGUUGAUGAUCAAAAUCAUCAGAAUCUUCAUCUUCAAAAGGGGUUUAAGUACUGGUGGUGGCAGUUGGUGGAAGGAAAUAGUGGUUAUAAUUUUUGUAUUAACGUGGUGAUUCUUGUGUUUCUAGCGCUCUUGAUCACUGUAAUGUACUUGCACACAGAAAGCAGGAUAGUACUUGAAGUCGAGAAACGAGCAGUGUUGCUUGAAGGCGUGAAUCAGAAUGCUAGCAACCACCACCACUCGAUCGUCGACGACAUUUUAUUGCACAAGAAUAACAAGUGCGACUAUUUCACUGGAAAUUGGGUUUUUGAUAAUAAGUCCCGCCCAUUAUACAGGGAUUGGAAUUGUUCCUUCAUGUUUGAUGAUUUGGCUUGUGAAAAGUACCAUAGGGAGGAUCUGAAUUACCAGUACUGGAGGUGGCAACCCAACGAUUGUGAUCUCCCCAGGUUUGAUGCGAAAGCGUUACUGGGGUUGCUGAGGAAUAAACGGCUGGUGUUUGUCGGGGACUCGUUGAAUCGAAAUCAAUGGGUUUCUUUCGUAUGUAUGGUCGAAUCCGCAAUUCCUCCCCUAUUCAAGUCCAGAAAAUUGGACGGCAAUUUGUACACCUUCAGUGCCAAGGAAUACAAUGCAAGUAUAGACUUCUACUGGUCUCCUUUGCUUGUGGAGUCGAACUCCGAUGAUCCAUACAACCAUCACUUGAGUGAAAGAAUCGUGAGAAGUGAAUCAAUCCAAAAGCACGCCAUGAAUUGGUCAAAUGCAGAUAUUCUCGUUUUCAAUUCCUACCUUUGGUAUAGAUCAGUCCCCAAAUUGAAGGUCUUACGAGGAAACUUCGGAGAUCCGAAACCAGUUUACAAAGAGGUAGAACGCGUGAAGGGCUAUGGGAUGGCAUUGGAUACGUGGUCUAAGUUUGUGCUUAGUCAUCUGGACCAUAAGAAGACCCGAUUAUUCUGGGUUAGCAUGUCUCCUACUCAUACAAGACCACAAAACUGGGGCAAGCCUGCAAAAGGACCGAGAUGCAUGAAUGAAACACAACCCACCUCCAAAGAGGAGCUAAAGGGAAGCGAAUCAGAGCCCAAGAUGAUGAACAUCACGGGAGAUGCAAUUUCAGACCUAAAAUCCAAAGGGGUGAAGAUUGAUCUUCUCAACAUAACUCAACUGUCGGAAUACAGGAAGGAUGGGCAUCCCACCGUUUACAGGAGGCUUUGGAGGCCAUUGACUAAAGAGCAGAUUGCGAACCCAGUCAAAUAUGCUGAUUGUACACAUUGGUGCCUCCCUGGUGUUCCUGAUGUUUGGAACGAAAUUCUUUAUGCUUACCUUCUUAGUGACAGCACUGCUUAA
This is a messenger RNA of Oldenlandia corymbosa var. corymbosa, 1353 nucleotides long. The record is from the annotation of a GenBank genome assembly. NCBI's taxonomy places the organism in Eukaryota, Viridiplantae, Streptophyta, Magnoliopsida, Gentianales, Rubiaceae.